AUGUCGGGAGAUACCACUUCUAACUCAGACGAUGAUCGUCCCCUAGCCUCAUCUAGCCCUGUCAAGGGUGUCAACGGCCACCUCAAUGGCAAAAAUCCUGACUAUAGCGACGUCGAGAUGGACGACGACGACGGAGAUGAAGAUGACAUUCCUCUGUCACAGACGAGGCGAGCCUCGGUUCUUCCUCCCCGCCGUUACUUGAAACGGAAGAAGGCAGCCGUUUCCGAAAGCUCAAGUGACGAUGACACUCCUCUCGCCUCGUCACCUCCCAAACAAUCUUCCACUGCAGUUCGUAUGCCAGGUGCAGUGGUUGCGACCACCGUUCCCGUCUCCGUUGCCCAACGCAAUGGUCUGAAAAAGCAGGUCGCUGUUAAAGAAGGACCCAGCGAUGACGAGGAGUCGAUUCAAACGCCGGUCAAGAAGAAACCACCGCGAAAGAGGGUGAAGAAUGAGGGUUCGGGCGCAGGCGCGAGUAAGCCUUCCCGAAAGCGGAAGGUCAAGGUGGAAAGUGACGUGGAACUGUCCGACGACGACGACGACGACAAGCCUAUCGCUAAGGCAUCGGCAAAGAAGGUGAAGAAUGAAGAUACUGAAUCUUCGUCUGAGGACGACAAACCUCUCGCCACACCGUCCCCGCAGAAAGCAAAGGACGGAUUUGGCGAAGAUUUGUCAAAGUCUAAGAAGAAGGCAACAAAGAAGAAAGUAGAGGAAGACAAGGCCAACGGGAAGGGCAAGCGAAAAGCCAAGAAGGAAGAGGAGGACGAGGAGGUUUACCGUUGGUGGGAUAUCAACAUUAAGGAGGACAACACCGUGAAGUGGAUAACGCUUGAGCACAGUGGUGUCUGCUUUCCCCCACCUUAUGAAGUUUUGCCUUCAAACGUGAAGAUGAAAUACGAUGGCAAAGAAGUAGAUCUACCCCCUGCGUCGGAAGAGGUAGCCGGUUUUUAUGCCGCUCUGCUUGAAACCGACUACGCCCAGAACAAUACUUUCAACAAAAAUUUCUUUGAAGAUUGGAAGAAGGUCUUAGAAAAUCACCCGCCGCGUAAUGACGUUCAGAUCACAUCAUUCGCAAAAUGUGAUUUCCGUCCCAUGUUUGAGCACUUUGAAGCGGAGAAAGCGAGAAAGAAAGCUAUGUCAUCCGCAGAAAAGAAGGAACUCAAAAAGAAGAAGGAGGAGACAGAGGCUAAAUACACGGCGUGUCUUCUCAACGGUCGAAAGGAGAAAGUGGGUAAUUUCAGAAUAGAACCUCCCGGCCUUUUCAAAGGACGGGGUGAACAUCCUAGAACAGGAGCCCUCAAGUUCCGAAUACGACCGGAGGAUAUAACGUUAAACAUCGGGAAGGACGCACCUAUUCCUAUUCCCAACAUGCCUGGGAAAUGGAAGGCAGUACAGCACGACAAUACGGUGACUUGGCUGGCUACUUGGACAGAGAAUGUUAAUGGGAAUCACAAAUACGUUUUCCUUGCCGCCGGAAGUUCACUUAAGGGUCAGAGCGACAUGAUAAAGUUCGAAAAGGCUAGAGAGCUCAAGAAACACGUUGACAGAAUCCGUAACAAUUAUACGUCUGAUCUCAAAUCCAAAGUCAUGGCAGAACGUCAGCGUGCUACUGCGAUGUAUUUCAUCGACAAGCUUGCCCUUCGAGCGGGCAACGAAAAAGGUGAAGACGAGGCUGAUACUGUCGGCUGUUGCUCUCUUCGCUGUGAACACGUUACUCUGGAGCCCCCUCACUUCAUCAUUUUCGACUUCUUGGGGAAAGACUCGAUUCGAUACUACAAUCGAGUCCAGAUUGAUCCUCAAGUUUACAAGAAUAUCAAAAUAUUCAAGGAGAAUAAGGAUGACGACGACAGCUUGUUUGACCGAGUGAAUACAUCGGGGCUAAAUAAACAUCUGAACUCGGAAAUGAAAGGCUUGACUGCGAAGGUGUUCCGUACCUAUAACGCCUCAAUCACCUUCCAGCGACUGCUCGACGAAGCCAACCUUGAGAACGCCUCAUUGCAAGAGAAGCACAAUGCUUAUAACAAGGCCAACCGGUUGGUCGCCAUCCUCUGCAACCAUCAAAGGAGCGUUCCAAAGACGCACGACCAGUCAAUGGAAAAAAUGCGAUACAAGCUCAAAGCACUCAGAUAUGAUCGCAUGAAACUUCGCCAUGCGCUUUUCGGUUUAGACCUGAAGUACAAGAAGCAAGCAAAAUUCAGGGAAGAUGAUGAUGAAUCAGACUUAGAACUUGAUUGGAUCGCGACGCACGAGGAAAACCUCAAAGCAAAAGAAAUAGAGAAGGCCGAGAAAAGGUUUGCCAAAGACAACGAAAAACUCGUGGAGGACGGGGGCAAGCCCCAAAAAGAUUUAAUACUGAAGCAUAAGAUCGAAAACAUCGAGAGGGAGUUCAAGCAAUUGGAGUCGGAGCGUGGUAAAGAGACGGCGACGUUGAAAACCUCGAAAACGGCGGAGAAGAUUAUAGAACAGAUUGAGAAAGCCACGGAGAAGAUUAAGACCUGUAAAUUACAGAUGAUGGACAGAGAUGAAGGCAAAGAGGUUGCACUUAGUACCAGUAAAAUUAAUUAUCUCGAUCCGCGCAUUACCGCCUCUUGGUGCAAGAUACAUGAUGUUCCCAUCGAAAAGCUGUUUUCCAAAACACUUCUUACGAAGUUUCCAUGGGCAUUGGAAGUUGACGAGGAUUGGAAAUUCUAG
Messenger RNA from Marasmius oreades (fairy-ring Marasmius), 2688 nucleotides. RefSeq lists its product as uncharacterized. The transcript has 11 exons. The record is from RefSeq and is a predicted model, not a curated record. Gene Ontology annotation, molecular function: DNA binding; DNA topoisomerase type I (single strand cut, ATP-independent) activity. NCBI's taxonomy places the organism in Eukaryota, Fungi, Basidiomycota, Agaricomycetes, Agaricales, Marasmiaceae. Gene Ontology annotation, biological process: chromosome segregation; DNA replication; DNA topological change. The coding region runs from base 1 to 2688 and encodes 895 amino acids. Gene Ontology annotation, cellular component: chromosome; nucleolus.